AAAAAGAAAAAAAAAAAAAAUACUCCUCUGUUUCGCAGAGUCGCACUAAGAAGAUGAUUGUCCUCAGAAUUUCCUUAAUCAGAUUUCAAUCCAACGGCAUCGGAGUGGUUUAGGAUGUGAAUCAAUUUAGGAAAAUUUGAGUCAGCGCCGUUAACAAAUACCCUUCACCUCUCGGCUCUCACUGCCGCUCCACUUACUCAUCUCUGUUUGCUUGCAGCUCAAGGUUUACGUGCUCUGUUUUCUGCGAUCCAGCUAUGGGUUUGAGAAGACUUAAAAACGAGAUUUCUUUUCUUGGUUUGGACCUAGGAGUUCACAUUCCUCGAAGAAAGAGGGGUUCUUCCGGCUCUGCUAUUACCAAACAUUCAAUCUCUAUGAUGGAGUGCGCUACCAUUCUGAUUGCAUUCUCCAACUCUGUCACUCAUGUCCUUCCCUCUGCCUAUCUUCCACUUCGAACCACUAACACAAAACCCAUCACUGAAAGAAAACCCAGGAAGAAGAGGUGUAAGCAAACCCCCUUUCCGACCACUCCGGACAUGCCGGCGGCGAUGAGAGAUCGAAUUGGGGAGAUGGGGGCGUACCAAAUCCAACUGGCAAUUCAAAAACAACUGCAAGAUACUGAUAUGAACAAGAAUCACGGGCGACUAUCUUUCCCUGCAAAGAAACUCAAAGUGGAUUUUGCAACGGAAGAGGAGAGGAGGGUACUAAAGCAACAGGAAAACGGGGGGAAAAAAGGGAUGAAUGUAAUGAUAGUGGAUCCUCUUCUCCGAGAGAGCAGCAUUUGCUUGAAGUUGUGGAAGAUCGGGAGCGGGGAUUCCUACUGUUUAAUGACACAAUGGAAUUCAUUGGUGGAACAGAAUGGGUUCAAAAGCGGAGAUCACGUCCAGCUUUGGAGCUUCAGAAAGGAUGAAUUUGAGGCUGAAACUCAAACCAUGGUUUCUCGUCUCUGCUUCGCCAUGGUUAAGCUUGAUGCCACCACUGCUUCUGCUUGA
Messenger RNA from Cucurbita maxima (winter squash), 989 nucleotides. Its product is annotated as B3 domain-containing protein At2g32645-like. NCBI's taxonomy places the organism in Eukaryota, Viridiplantae, Streptophyta, Magnoliopsida, Cucurbitales, Cucurbitaceae. The record is from RefSeq and is a predicted model, not a curated record. The transcript has a single exon. Bases 255 to 989 code for a protein of 244 amino acids. Gene Ontology annotation, molecular function: DNA binding.